AUGUUCAUCUCUAUCAUUUCUAUCGCUGCCAUUUUGCAGUGCGUCAGCGCUGCUCCGUCCUCCACUUCGUCCUCCGCGGCGCUGAGUGGCCUCAAUACCAAGUUCACCGCCAAGGGGAAACUCUUCUGGGGUGCUGCGGCCGACCAAGAUACCAUAUCUAUUUCCGAGAACGAGGCCAUUCUGGAGUCCGAAUUCGGGGCCGUUACUCCCGAGAAUUCUAUGAAGUGGGACGCUACCGAAAGUACCCAAGGAACGUUUACCUUCACUGGAUCCGACUACCUUGUCAACUGGGCUGUCUCGAACAGUAAGAAAAUCCGUGGACACACCUUAGUGUGGCACUCGCAGCUCCCUUCGUGGGUCUCUGCCAUCACGGACGCGGAUACACUGACCUCGGUCAUUCAAACACAUAUUUCCAAUGUAGCGGGGCAGUAUGCUGGUAAACUCUAUGGUACUGAGGUUUUGAAUGAAGACGGUACUCUGCGGUCCAGUGUGUUCAAUGACGUUCUCGGGGAGGACUUCAUCACCAUCGCGUUCAAAGCCGCAAGAGCUGCGGAUCCUACGGCAAAAUUAUACAUCAACGAUUACAAUCUCGACUCGAACAACGCCAAGACUCAAGGAAUGGUCUCCCUUGUUAAGCGGAUCAAUGCCGAUGAACAGCUAAUCGACGGUAUUGGUACACAGAUGCACUUGUCGGCUGGUGGCUCGAGCGGGGUAGCGGCGGCUCUGACGGCUCUGGCAGGGGCGGGUACAGACGUUGCUAUUACCGAGCUGGAUAUUGUCGAUGCAAGCGCCGAUGACUAUACCACCGUUGUUGAUGCCUGCCUGGCCAAUUCUGCCUGUGUCUCCAUCACUAGCUGGGGAGUCAGCGAUGCCAACUCCUGGCGCGCCAGUUCUACGCCUUUGUUGUUCGACAGUAACUACCAGCCAAAGGAUGCGUAUACGGCGGUUAUAUCCGACCUGUCUUAA
This is a messenger RNA of Desarmillaria tabescens, 966 nucleotides long. RefSeq names its product endo-1,4-beta-xylanase F3. Bases 1 to 966 code for a protein of 321 amino acids. NCBI's taxonomy places the organism in Eukaryota, Fungi, Basidiomycota, Agaricomycetes, Agaricales, Physalacriaceae. Gene Ontology annotation, molecular function: hydrolase activity, hydrolyzing O-glycosyl compounds. The transcript has 13 exons. The record is from RefSeq and is a predicted model, not a curated record. Gene Ontology annotation, biological process: carbohydrate metabolic process.